AUGGCCUCCGCAGAUCAGGCGCAGCGGGUGCAGGUGGUGGUGCGUGGGCAGAGGUUUGAGUCCACCGUGGAGACUCUCUCGGCGUACUGCCUUUUCUUCCGCGGCUUCUUCCGUAAGGCGCGUGCGAAGCUGGCGGCCACCGACGACGCUGAGGGUGUCGGUGACGACGACUGGUGGUCGUGCCACGCCGCCGCCACGCGCACGCUUGAGGAGCACCUGCAGUGGCCCGUCGAGGAGGGCGCGCUGGUGGUUGGCGCCGCGUCCGUCGCGCUGGACCGCGCGGCGCCCAUGUGGAGGUUUGUGUACACCGCGGAGGGACUGGCGCCGGAGGACGUGGGGGUUGUUUUCGUGUACCUCCGCAAACUAUUCCGCUGGAGCCGGGAAGGGCAAGGCGAACAGCGGGAGCCGCAGCUGCCGAUCCGCUGGGACGAGAUGCCGUACGACGCACAGCUUGCGAUGGCGCGGGUUGUAUGCAGCUUCGGUGUAGAGCCGCUUCUUGGGCGCUUCGACCGUCCCACCGCAGCGCGCGGUGGUGUGACGAGCACGGAGGCAGAUCCCGUUUCGCUGCGGCAGAUGGCGGAGGCGUAUGCGCAGGCGCGGCUACGGCACGAUGGAUCUCUGGAGGCGGGAGCGGCACAGGCGGAGGCGCCUGCGGCAGCGGCAGCGGCUGAAGCAGGAGGAGGAGGAGGCAGCCGUUGGCAGGACGCUAUUGAGGACGAGGAUUUGGUCUUAGCAGCGGCGGCGUGUUCAAGGUGUGGGGUCACCGGACACGCGGACGUUGACUGCCCGCGCUGA
This is a messenger RNA of Trypanosoma conorhini, 795 nucleotides long. RefSeq lists its product as uncharacterized. Gene Ontology annotation, molecular function: zinc ion binding; nucleic acid binding. NCBI's taxonomy places the organism in Eukaryota, Euglenozoa, Kinetoplastea, Trypanosomatida, Trypanosomatidae. The transcript has a single exon. The record is from RefSeq and is a predicted model, not a curated record. Bases 1 to 795 code for a protein of 264 amino acids.